This is a messenger RNA of Ixodes scapularis (black-legged tick), 1008 nucleotides long. RefSeq lists its product as uncharacterized. Gene Ontology annotation, molecular function: amine binding. Bases 1 to 1008 code for a protein of 335 amino acids. The record is from RefSeq and is a predicted model, not a curated record. The transcript is spliced from 6 exons. Lineage: Eukaryota; Metazoa; Arthropoda; Arachnida; Ixodida; Ixodidae. Gene Ontology annotation, biological process: symbiont-mediated perturbation of host defenses.
AUGGGCUUGCAUUACGCUGUGCUGUUCGCGUGUGUCAUCGCAACUAUGGUGUGGCCUACGGUGGAGGACUGGGCACCCAGCUUUCACUGGACGAAAAAUAUGACCAUAAGAAACCCAGAUAACCGACCUACAUUCAACUACCCAGGACUUGAGCCCCUGCAAGAUGCAUGGAAGGUCCUGGAAGAAACAUCGAAAGAUACGUACUUCCUGAUGUUUCGCAGCGGCGAUUACGCUCAUGAGAAAUGUUUAAACGCAAGAGCAAAUAUCACAGACAAAACCAACAAGACCGCCACUUACAAAAUCGGAUUGUACAAUCCAGAGAAAGAAAUAUACGAGAAUACCACAAUACAAGUGAGAGCUCUAAGUCAAACUGACUACCCGCUUGAAAACGUUAUACGGGCAAACUUGAAAGGAACACUCCCAAGUGCUACUCCAGAUCCCCCAGGAAGCUACACGUACGUGCAGCAUGAUAACGCCACGUGCUAUUCCAGAGGUACUCCAUUUCCUGAUAGGGGUGUUGCUGCGGAGCCUCAGUCGAGUACAGAAGAAGAUGAUUUAACCGAAAGUAUCCUCGACAACUUCUUCCGUUCUCAGGAAAAUCCUCAGUAUAUAGACAUGUAUGUGGUAUACAGCGAGCCGCAAUGUUACAUUCUCAGGAGUCCCGCAGCCCUGGGAGGAUGCGAUUUGUGGCUGAGAAAAACCGAGUUGAAAAGUAUAGUGGAUUCCCUGAAAGAGGAUAUUAUAAAAAAAGAAAAGGAAGUAAUGGAGUACUGGAAGGUUAAAUUUGGAAUCGAUGAAAACUCUACUCUGACAAGAAAUCGAAAACAAUUUCUAGAAUCUACCGUAGGAAGUUUCAUUGAAAGAUGGUUUCAAGAUGUCGUAUUGAAACGGAUUUCCCCCAAUUGCGUUCUCGCCUUCAUGAUAACUUGUGGAAGCCCUUUGUUUCAAGUUUACAAUCCGGUAACCUGUAAUACCACACUAACAGAGCAAUACGACUCAAUUUCCUAG